This is a messenger RNA of Neospora caninum, 1362 nucleotides long. Its product is annotated as Leucine carboxyl methyltransferase, related. NCBI's taxonomy places the organism in Eukaryota, Apicomplexa, Conoidasida, Eucoccidiorida, Sarcocystidae. Gene Ontology annotation, biological process: methylation. The record is from RefSeq and is a predicted model, not a curated record. The coding region runs from base 1 to 1362 and encodes 453 amino acids. Gene Ontology annotation, molecular function: methyltransferase activity. The transcript has 12 exons.
AUGCCAUUUUCUAUGCCGUCGCCCCCGCCUCAGGGGAGACCGGACCAACCGCCUCCUCACCAUCCCUUCAGUGCGGCCUUCUUCCUUCAACAGGGAAGCGGGCCAACAGGGGGAAGGGACUUCUUCCCUGGACACGGUGUCGCCGGUGACCAUCAGCCUGAACAGCAGCUUCCGCCUUUGUGUCUGUACAGCAGCGAAGACGCAGCUCUUCAGGCGACUACGGACGAUGCCGCCAGCAGCAAGUUGAGUGCUGUUCUUCUGAACUACUACCGCGAUGACUCUCUCCCCUUCUUCGUCAAAAAACGAACAAGAAGAGCCCCACUCAUCAACCGAGGCUAUUAUUCUCGCGUGGCGGCGAUUCGCCAGCUUCUGGCGAUUUUCGUCGCGGAUAUCUGCUCCCAGAACACAAAAGUGCACAAUCUCCACCGUGGUCAAGGCCAGUCGCCCACUGCCUCAGUGUUGUCGCACGCGCUGGACAUCGAGAGACGAGCUGCUGGAAACGAGAAGGGCCCUCUGCCGGCUGAGUGGCCCAUCGACAAUCCCCCGGUCCAAUUUCUAAGUUUCGGCGCCGGCAUGGACACCUUAUACUUCUGGUUAGCUGAACGAUACAGGAACAUCAGAAUGUUCGAAGUGGACUUCAAAGACGUCGCUGCGGUCAAAGCGAGCAUCCUACGCCACAACACAGAACUCUGGAGGAAAAUCGCGCCGUCAGCGCCCACCGACACGCAACAGGGCGUGGCGGGAGAGGAUGAUUGCAUCAACACUGAGACGUACGCUCUGAUCGGAGCUGACUUGCGAGACAUACAGAGCGUCGCAGCUGAACUCCAAAAGAGAGGAUUUCGUGACGACGUUCCGACGUUCUUCCUCAGCGAAUGCGUUCUCGUCUACAUGAACACCUCCGAGGCUGACGCGGUCCUCCGCUGGGCUGCGCAGGCCGUGACAUCCGCGCCCAGUGCCGUUGCGGUGUACGAACAGUUGAACCCGACAGACGCCUUCGGCCGAACAAUGGUGAAAAAUCUGCAGACGCGCGGCUGCCCUCUCAUGACGAUCUUCGACUACCCUACUCUCGAAUCACAGAAGCAGAGAUACCUCAAUCUCGGCUGGACCGCCUCGUCCGUGGUUGACAUGAACACGAUCUACGACAAAUUCUUGCCUCCUCAAGAGAGGCAGCGCGUCCAGCAACUGGAACUGUUCGAUGAACUGGAGGAAUGGCGACUCAUUCAGGCCCACUACUCGAUCGCGGUCGCUGUCCGUGACCCUGUGCAGGUAGGGCGAAGAGACGCGAACCAGGGAGGGGCAACGCGCACCGAGGCAGCACUGCUCUGUGUAUGCCGUGUUCGUCGUAGACUGGCGUCUGCGUGA